CUGUUUGUAACUGCACUCAUGUCAAGCUAAAGAAUCCACGGUGUUUCGGCCUCCUGUGGACAAACCGAGAACUACAACAACGCGGGAGAAAACUGUCAUGGCGGCUGCCACAAGACUUAUAUCAAGGUUGACACUGGUCACUGGAGGAGGCAGCGGGAUUGGACGGGCGGUCUGCCAGCGUUUGGCCUCUGAAGGCGCCUCUGUGGUGGUCGCUGACAUCAGCGAGGAGUCGGCCAAUGAGACGCUGGGGAUACUGCAGAGUGACCUGAAAGGGCAGGGUCACAUGGCGGCUGUGGUGGACGUCUCGUCAAAGGAGAGUAUAACAAAACUGGUCACAAACAUACAGACUCGUUACUUCCAGCCUCCCUCGGUGUGUGUGAACGCAGCAGGCAUCACCCAGGACGACUUCCUGCUCAGCAUGACGGAGGAACAGUUUGACAGAGUCAUCCAGGUCAACCUGAAGGGUUCAUUCCUGGUUACACAGGCUGUCGCUCAGGCUCUGGUGGCCUGUGGAGCUCCCAAAGGAUCCAUCGUUACUGUAGGCAGCAUCGUGGGAAAGGUGGGGAACAUUGGACAGGUAAAUUAUGCUGCUUCUAAAGCUGGAGUGGAGGGUUUGACCAGAACCGCUGCCAAAGAGCUCAGCAGGUUUGGGAUCCGGUGUAACUGUGUGCUCCCAGGAUUCAUAUCGACUCCGAUGACGGAUAAAGUACCAGAGAAGGUCAUUACCAAGAUGAAAUCCUUGGUGCCUAUGGGAAGAAUGGGCGAGUCUGCAGAGGUCGCUGAUGUCUGUGCCUUUCUAGCCUCAGAUGACUCUCGGUACAUCACAGGAGCCAGCAUCGAAGUGACAGGUGGACUUUUCAUGGGCUAAAGUCAAACGUCUGUCACCCUGAUGAAGAUCAAUGGGAGGCGAGUUCCUUCGUAAUUAAUUUCAUUGUUAAAGGGGUUCUGCCUUCAUUGGUUCUUUGAUUGUGAUUACUGUUGAUUAUAUGUGUGCACUAUACAGUGUAAAGACACCUUUUUGUGCUAAUAUUUCUGUACAGAAAAAAAAUAUUGUGGUUUUAAUUUGAAUAUAUAAAACUCACUCCUCAAUUUUUAAGUUUUCAGUUUAAUAAAGGACUGUUCAAUGAG
Lates calcarifer (barramundi perch) is the source of this 1128-nucleotide messenger RNA. RefSeq names its product estradiol 17-beta-dehydrogenase 8. Gene Ontology annotation, molecular function: oxidoreductase activity, acting on the CH-OH group of donors, NAD or NADP as acceptor. The transcript is spliced from 9 exons. The record is from RefSeq and is a predicted model, not a curated record. The coding region runs from base 98 to 868 and encodes 256 amino acids. NCBI's taxonomy places the organism in Eukaryota, Metazoa, Chordata, Actinopteri, Centropomidae.